AUGGCCUCAUCGGACGCAAAACCAGUGCAGGACAAGACCGCCGAUCCCAAGGUCGACGAGGCGACGGCGCAGCAGCAGGCCGCCUCCAAGAAGCCCGCGCUCGGCGAGGACGACGAGUUCGAGGACUUCCCCGUCGACGACUGGCCUCAGGAGGAGACCGAGGCGGCCGCCAGCGGAAGCGGCUCGACGCAGCACCUGUGGGAGGAGAGCUGGGACGACGACGACACGAGCGACGACUUCUCGGCGCAGUUGAAGGAGGAGCUGAAGAAGGUCGAGGCGUCCAAGCGGCGAUGA
This is a messenger RNA of Colletotrichum navitas, 294 nucleotides long. RefSeq names its product DSS1/SEM1 family protein. Gene Ontology annotation, cellular component: proteasome regulatory particle, lid subcomplex; proteasome complex. The transcript is spliced from 3 exons. Gene Ontology annotation, biological process: proteasome assembly; double-strand break repair via homologous recombination; mRNA export from nucleus. The record is from RefSeq and is a predicted model, not a curated record. Lineage: Eukaryota; Fungi; Ascomycota; Sordariomycetes; Glomerellales; Glomerellaceae. Bases 1 to 294 code for a protein of 97 amino acids.